This is a messenger RNA of Alnus glutinosa, 932 nucleotides long. RefSeq lists its product as uncharacterized. The record is from RefSeq and is a predicted model, not a curated record. The transcript is spliced from 5 exons. NCBI's taxonomy places the organism in Eukaryota, Viridiplantae, Streptophyta, Magnoliopsida, Fagales, Betulaceae. The coding region runs from base 140 to 928 and encodes 262 amino acids.
UUUUCUGUAAUAUGCUUCUUCUAACUUUUCUUUUGUAGACAAUUUCUAUAAGAUAUACGUUUACUCUUUGAGAUUUGAAUGACUUCCGGUCCCUUCAGGCCACCUCGAUCAUUUUCAUUAUCUCAACGUAGAGAUCGAAAUGGCCUUGGUCUCUUUCCCCACCCCCCAAUACAGCAGCAGAUUAAUCUCACAUUCCCUUUCAUACAUCUCUCUAGCAAGAAAUCCACAAAAUCUCUCUAGCCAAACAAGAUUUAAGGCUUAUGUUCUUGGUAGUUUCAACUCUCCAAUUUCACACUACCCUUUGAUCCAUAGCAGCUUUUCUUCAAGGCCCCGACGCUUAGCACUGGUGCCAUUUGAUGCUAAAAACUCAGAAUCAGGAGAGGAAGAUCAUCGAGCUCUGGAGACAGUUCUUAAACUUUACAGCGCAAUUAAGAACAAAAGCAUCAAUGAAUUAUCUGAUCUAAUUGGAGAUGAAUGCCGGUGCAUCUGCAAUUUCUUCUCAUUUUUCCAGCCCUUCCAAGGGAAAAUGCAAGUGUUGGAAUUUUUCUCUUAUCUGAUUAGAAGCUUUGGAGAUAAUGCUGAAUUUGUCAUAAAACCAACAUUUCAUGAUGGAAUGAAGGUCGGUAUUUCAUGGAAACUAGAAUGGAAAAAUACACAUGUACCUUUGGGAAAGGGUUUGAGCUUCUAUAUAUGCCAUAUCUACCAGGGGAAGGUGUAUAUAAGAAAUAUGGAAAUGUUCAUGGAACCGCUCCUUUAUAUUGAACCUCUGAGAAUGAAAUUGAUGGGAUCUGUCAUGGCUGCGAUGGAGAAGAUGGAUUUUUACAGAGAGUCCAAGAAUAAAGCCAAGAGAGUCAUAUUUGUUUUCCUCACUCUGUUUCUCAUUGGUGCCUCUCUGUUCUUAUUUAAACUCACUUUCCAUUCGUCUUGAGGUA